GAGGGGACACUCAGGGACCGGCGGGGACACUCAGGGACCGGCAGGAGCACGCGGGGACCCGCAGGACACGGUCAGGGACUUGGGGCUGUCCCCGUGUCCCCAGCCAUGUCCCUGUCCAGCCCCUCGGACGCAGAGCGCAGCCCCCGCCCCCCGCAGGGACCCCGGGACCCCCCGGAGCCCGACGGGGACAAAGUGUGUGCCGUGUGCGGGGACAGGGCCAGCGGGUACCACUUCCACGUCAUGAGCUGCGAGGGAUGCAAGGGCUUCUUCAGACGCUCCAUCAUCAAGGGGGUGCAGUUCAGCUGCCCCCUGGCCCGGCGCUGCCCCGUCACCAAGGCCAAGAGGAGGCAGUGCCAGGCCUGCCGCCUCCAGAAGUGCCUCGACGUGGGCAUGAGGAGGGACAUGAUCAUGUCGGAGGAGGCGCUGCAGCGGCGGCGGGAGCGGCGGCGACAGCGGGGACAGCCCGGGGGACAGCCCGGGGUCACGGCAGAGCAGCAGGAGCUCAUCGACCUCCUCAUCGCCGCCCACCAGCGAACCUUCGACUCCAACUUCUCCCAGUUUGCCCACUACUGGCCCGCCGUGCGCCUGUACAUCCAGCCCCCGGGCCGGGCGGGGCCGCAGGGGACUCCCCCGCCGCUCCCCACGGAGGACGUGCUGCCCGACGUGUUCUCCAUGCUGCCCCACUUCGCCGACCUGAGCACCUUCAUGAUCCAGCAGGUCAUCAACUUCGCCAAGGAGAUCCCCGUCUUCAGGAGUCUGCCCAUCGAGGCCCAAAUCUCGCUGCUGAAGGGGGCCACACUGGAGAUCUGCCAGAUCCGCUUCAACACCGUCUUCAACGCCACCACCAAGGCGUGGGAGUGCGGCCAGCACUGCUACACCAUCCGCGACGGCGCCCUGGCCGGGUUCCAGCAGGUCUACCUGGAGCCGCUGCUCAAGUUCCACGAGAGCCUGAGGCGGCUGCGCCUGCACGAGGCCGAGUACGCCCUGCUGCAGGCCAUGCUGCUCUUCUCCCCAGACCACGCCGACAUCGCCGAGCGCGACCGCAUCGACCAAUUCCAGGAGAAGGUGGCCCUGACCCUCAAGAGCUACAUCGACCACCGGCACCCCGAGGGCAGGUUCCUGUACGCGAAGCUGCUGCUGCUGCUGACGGAGCUGCAGACGCUGAAGGUGGAGAACACGCGGCAGAUCCUGCACAUCCAGGACCUGUCGGCCAUGACCCCCCUGCUGUCCGAGAUCAUCAGCUGACCCCCCCCCUCGAGGUCCCCAAGGGCCACCACGGGGCACAGAGUAAAGCUCCUUUAUUUAUGCA
Messenger RNA from Myiozetetes cayanensis, 1309 nucleotides. It is a transcript of the gene NR1I3, whose product is annotated as nuclear receptor subfamily 1 group I member 3. The record is from RefSeq and is a predicted model, not a curated record. NCBI's taxonomy places the organism in Eukaryota, Metazoa, Chordata, Aves, Passeriformes, Tyrannidae. Gene Ontology annotation, biological process: cell differentiation; positive regulation of transcription by RNA polymerase II; negative regulation of transcription by RNA polymerase II. Gene Ontology annotation, molecular function: nuclear receptor activity; zinc ion binding; RNA polymerase II cis-regulatory region sequence-specific DNA binding.